Messenger RNA from Phragmites australis (common reed), 2391 nucleotides. RefSeq lists its product as uncharacterized. The record is from RefSeq and is a predicted model, not a curated record. The coding region runs from base 534 to 1766 and encodes 410 amino acids. The transcript is spliced from 6 exons. NCBI's taxonomy places the organism in Eukaryota, Viridiplantae, Streptophyta, Magnoliopsida, Poales, Poaceae. Gene Ontology annotation, molecular function: lipid binding.
CACCUAUAUCUACCCGGAGCCUCUCGCCAUCGGCAACCCAUCUUGUCUUCUUCCUCCUCCGUUCAAUUCUUUUUUCUCUCCGCCGCGAAUCGAAACAAAAUCUCGACGGUUUUUGGCGGAGCCCGAGGCCGCGAGAGACGCCAAUCCUUAUCCCCCACGCACCUCCCGCCUCCUCCACCACCACACGUUCCGCGCCCCCGGCCCAAGCCUCUCGGUUUUUCCGGCUCCAUUCCUCCUGCUGCUCGUUAUCCUUUCGCUUGCCCACUGGCAGUCCACAAGAAGAGGAGGCAGCACGUGUUUGUGCGAGUGAGUCCGCUCCCCAUUACCGGGCAUCCAGAACAGAGAGAGAUUUUGGUGCGAGUGAGAGGCUGAUUCUUAUACCCAAAACUCUUCUCUUGUGUUCUCCGUCCGCGGAGAUCGAUUCUUAAGGUGAAUUAGUCUGUUGGGAAUUUGAGGUUUCUGCGGCGAAUUGGUCAGGAAGGUCGUAUCCUUUUGAAGGGUCUGUCCGUCUGUGGCUGAAUCAGUUGGAGGAGAUGUCGUCGCUUGCCGAUCUGUUGAUGGGGAUCUUCCGGCAGCAGAGCCUCGGUGGUGCCGCCAUGGAGCUUGCCGCCCUUGCGGCUCCGCUCUGGGUCGCCGCGCUCGUCGGGCUGCUCAUCGGCUGGGUGUGGCGCCCGAGGUGGGCCGGGGUCGUCGUCGGCGAGAACGGGCAGCAGACGGCCCAGCUUCCUGCGCCGCCUCUGCCGGUUCGCACCGCCACCGCCGCCGAGGUCUCUUCCCGCGACGCAGCGGCCAUCGUGCCGAGAACGGAGGUGCCAGCUGCGGGGCCAGAGGAGCAAUUGGCGGUGAACAACGGUGACUUGAUGUACCUCUGGCGGCUGGUGGAGGAGAAGGACGGUGGGCCGUCGUGGAUUCACAUGAUGGAGCGCACGCUGCCGACGAUGAGGUACCAAGCCUGGCGGAGAGACCCAGAGAAUGGCCCACCACAGUACCGCAGCAGCACUAUCUUCGAGGAUGCAUCUCCAGAGGUUGUCAGGGAUUUCUUCUGGGAUGAUGAAUUUCGGAUUAAGAACUGUUGGGACGACAUGCUUCUUCAGCAUGAGACACUGGAGGAGUGCACCGAGACUGGAACAAUGGUUGUCCGGUGGGUCAGGAAGUUCCCCUUCUUCUGCAGCGACAGGGAGUAUAUCAUCGGUCGCAGAAUAUGGGCAUCUGGAAAGACAUUUUACUGUGUGACUAAGGGUGUGCCUCGUCCCUCUGUUCCAAGACAGAACAAACCUCGUCGCGUGGACUUGUACUACUCUAGUUGGUGCAUCCGUCCAGUUGAAUCAAGAAAAGGCGAUGGUGCGAUGACCGCGUGUGAGGUGCUCCUAUUCCAUCAAGAAGAUAUGGGAAUUCCAUCGGAAAUUGCAAAGUUUGGCAUCCGACAGGGGAUGUGGGGCUGCGUCAAAAAGAUAGAGCCUGGCCUUCGGGCAUACCAAGUUGCAAGGACAGCUGGUGAGCCUCUUUCGAAAUGCGCUGCCCUGGCACAUGUCACCACCAAGUUCAACGCCGAUGAGCUCAUCACAGAAGACAACAACGAGGCCAGUUCAACAAGCAUCAACAUAGAGGUUGAGAAACCAAAGCACUGGACAUGCAACAUACCCAAAGUACUCAUGAUAGGUGGUGCCGUUGCCCUGGCUUGCACCUUUGACCGUGGAUUAUUGACGAAGGCUGUCAUAUUUGGCACGGCGAGGAGGUUCGCAGGGCCAGGGAGAGGAGAUAGGUAGAUGAAGCCUGGCACCUAAGAGUGAUACUGUGCGUACAAGUGUCCUAUACAAUCUUUUUGUAGCAAUGCACAACAGAGGAUGCAGAUCAGUCCUUAUCCAAUUCUUCAGUUCAAAAAAUGCUUAUGUUGCAGAUAAGGUCUAGUCUGCUCAUGUUAGAUGAGUUCAGAAAAUAGAUCUUGUGCAUUCAAAAAAGGAAAAGGAGAGAGAUCUAGCGCGAGAAAGAAGUAUCUGCAAGCAGUCUAGGGCAUGCAUACUGCUGUUGCUGCAGUUUCUGAGGAUUAGAGGUAGCAGGUUAGGUUAGAACCAUAAUUAUGAGAAAGUUUAAGAGUUGAGACAGAAAGCAACUGUAUGAUGUACAAUGUAUAAGGUCCAUUUCUGAGGUGCUAUUAAAUAUAGUGCUCUUUAGUAGUUAGUAACAAGGGUUCUUGAUUUUGUCAGUAACAGCCACUGUUUUCCCCUAUGGGAUUGGUGGUGACCUCUUGGCAUUCUUGCUGAAUCUACUUGAGAGAAAUCUGUAUCCAGUGGGGCACUGUAUUCUUCCAAUUUGUUGCUUCUUCCACUGAAGUAUAUACAAUUACAGGAAAUAUGACUAGCGUAUUAGUAUUGUAUACGCCGGAUUGGUUCA